Messenger RNA from Vanessa atalanta (red admiral), 19708 nucleotides. Its product is annotated as titin-like. Gene Ontology annotation, molecular function: protein binding. NCBI's taxonomy places the organism in Eukaryota, Metazoa, Arthropoda, Insecta, Lepidoptera, Nymphalidae. The transcript has 30 exons. The record is from RefSeq and is a predicted model, not a curated record. Bases 23 to 19003 code for a protein of 6326 amino acids.
CGGGCCGAGAGGACUGGAGCCCAUGGAGCCCCCAUCGUUUUCCACCACUGGCCCUCAAAUCCUCAGGGCGGCCCCCGGCAGCGACGCUAGCCUCGUCGUCCCACUGCCCUCCGGUUCACCACCUUUUGAAUUUGAAUGGAGUCGAGCGGGAGCGAAAUUAGACGACCGCUUUUCCAAAUCGGACGACGCGGGCGGCGUCCGUCUGACCAUCACCGCUGCGCGGACCGGGGACAGCGGUGUUUACACCCUGCAAGCUAGCAAUGCUGCCGGUAAGGACACGACCCGGGUACGACUGGAAGUUUCCCCGGACGAAAUGCCGACUGGCGAAGACCCGCCAACUUUUCUACGACGUCUGCAGGACCUUACGGUGAAGGUCGGCACGCGGACAAGGUUUCUUGUCGAAAUCGUCAGUUCUACCGAAUGCAGGGUGACAUGGUAUCGUAACGAACGCCGAUUGUUAGAAGCGGAACGGAUCGCUUUGGUACGUGAUGGUAACUUCUGGUGCGCCGACAUCUCUGCUGUGAGCGUGGACGAUGCCGGCAGGUGGACAUGCACGGCGGAAAACGUUGGGGGCCGGGCCAGCUGCUCGGCACAUCUUAAUGUUUUAGUUCCAAAAGCCUACAAGAGGCCAGAAUUUGUAGAAGAACUUCGAGCAUUACUUACAGAACAAGGUACAGUGUCGCUCGAAUGCAAGGUGGUGGGGGUUCCGACACCGGUGCUUCGCUGGUUUAAGGAUAGUCGUGAAAUCAAAGCGGGGGAUGUUUUCGCUUUGACUGCUAAUGCUGAAGAUCCAACCUCACUUGGUACUUAUACGUGUGAAGCUGUAAACUGUAUGGGCAGGGCUUAUUCGUCAUCAAAAGUUCACGUAGUCGGUCGUGCCAGCAGGGAAGGUUCCUCGCGACCAAGCUCGGGAGGAAUUACACCAGAACCGCCUCCUAUAUUUACCAAAGAACUAGAGGACCACUUCAUAAGAAUCUGUGAGCCUCUAACUUUAAGUUGUAACAUCGUGGUACCGCCGUGGCCUCGCAAUGUCGUCUGGUACAAUAAAGAAGGAAAAAUCGACCCUAGUGAGAGAUAUCGUGUUCUUGAAGAUGGCGUUGGGGGUUAUUUGUUAGAAAUACCAAUUGCCGAGUGGCCAGACGAGGGCGAAUGGAAAUGCGUAGUGACGAGUACAGGCGGUCGAGUCGGCAUUUCUACGUGUUAUGUAUCCAUGGAUGUACCAAAGAACUAUCGUAAACCACGUUUUAUGGAAAAUCUACAAGCUGUUUUAACAGAAGAAGGUCUCGUGUCUUUUGAAUGUAAAGUCGUUGGAUUCCCUACGCCAGUACUAAGUUGGUUUAAAGAUGGACAAGAAUUAAAACCUGGUGAUGUAUAUCAGCUUACUGGCACGAACUCGUUGGGUUCCUAUUGCUGUAUCGCGAGAAACUGCAUGGGCCAAGCUAGUAGUUCUGCAGAACUGACUGUAGAAGAUAUACAAAAUCAGUUAAAUGAAGAUGAAAAAUUGCAAUUAUUCUCGAAAAACCAAGCUCCUAAAUUUUUGCAAGGCUUAAAAAGUAUUGAAGCUAAAAUUGAUGAACCAUUCCGUUUUACUAUUAAAAUUGCCAUUCCGCCUGAACCUACAGUAUCGUGGUAUCGAGAUGAUCAACCAGUUGAUGAAUCUUUGCGUUGUCAUCAUGGAAAGGAAGAGCGUGGUGUAUUCUUUUUAGACAUUCAGAAUCUUGAGUUUAUGGACCAGGCCGAAUGGAAAUGUGUUGCUAUGAAUAAUUAUGGACAUAGUGUAACGUCAUGUUUCCUUAAAUUAAUAAUACCACGACAUUAUAAAAAGCCUCGAUUCCUAGAAAAUCUUCAAGCCAUAUUAUCUGACGAAGGAGCUGUUAAUUUAGAGUGCAAAGUGAUCGGUGUUCCGCAGCCAGUUUUAAAAUGGUAUAAGGAUGGGGAAGAACUAAAGCCGGGUGAUAUACAUAGAAUUAUCUCCGGCCAAGAUGGUACUUGUUGCCUCGGUACGUAUACAUGUGAAGCGCAGAAUUGUAUGGGUAUCGCUGCUAGCUCAGCAUCUUUACUCGGCUUUGAGGAUUCGAUGAAAGCAAAAAGUAAAAAGAAAGCCGAUGAACAAGCUUUACAAAGAAAUUUAUCACUAAGUACAAUUCAUGAAGAGCGAACAUCCCAAAUGUACGAUACGCCAGUUGGUGAUAUAACUUUAGAUGAAAAAGGUGAGAUAUCAUUUUCUUUUGAUGGAAAAGAAGUAUCUGUUUCAUUAUACGAAACGCCGGAUUUAACAGAAGAGGAAGCAUUACAAAUAGUGGAAAUGUAUGCAGACCAAUUAUCUGAAAAUGUAACCGAACAUAAUGUAGUUGAGCUUCCUCCUUUACGGUUUGUUAAAGAAACUUCCACAUCAGGUAAUUUGUUAAUGGAAGCUAUAAUUAUUGAUGUUUCACCUGAGUAUUUUACAUCUCCCGAAGAAGAUCUCAGAACUGAAGCUGAUAUUGAGGAUAUCUCAAUUGCGGAUGAAAAUGGUCCUCCGCAACUUUCACUAGAUCAGGAAGUGGAAGGUGAAGAUUAUUUGGAAAAAACAAUAGCAAUGUUAUCAGAUGAAAUUGCAGACUUUCCUAAAAAAGUUAAUAGAAAAAAGUCAGAUUCACAGAGAAGUGCCGACGACUACUUUAGUUUAUCGCGAGAUCAAUCUCUUUCAGAAGAAAAAAAAGACGAUGAUACUCAAAUAUUAUCUGAAAGCGAUCUUCAAAGUUACGCAAGUGCGCGAAGUUCUGGAAAACCAAAAUCAAAAUCUUCCAAACCUUCUAUUGAAGACGGCCAGGAAUCUUCUGAUAUUACAAAAACAGUUUUACUUAAAGAAGAUUUACAAAACAAGGCGCUUGAAACAGAAGCUUCAACUACUACACCUAAAAAACAAAGGCGUAGGAGUCGGAGCUCCCGAAGAUCUAGUUCAGGUAGUGAAAAAUCUUUAAACAAAAUGAAAGAUAUUGAAAUAAAAACCGAACCAGAAAAUCUUUCGACUAAUUUAGACGUUAACAAGGAAAUCAUAAAAACAGUUAUGAACGAUACUAGUUUAUCUCUAACAGAGGUAAUGAAUGAGAUACAAAUCCUUGAACGUGAUAUUAUAUUAAAAUCUGAGUUCAUGUCUACUGCAGCUACUGCAUCAAACAGCUUAGAAAUAAUUAAUAGCUUGAUAACCCCUUUGUCGGAAAUACAUAGUAUAACAGAUGCUAUAAGAGAGACAGUUAGUGAAUCUUCCGAAAACAUCACACCAUUAUUGAACACACUUCCUCAAUCACUAAAAAAUCUUCAAGAUUCACUUACAAUAAUUAGUAAGUGUAUUGACGUAGAAAGUGAUAACAAGACUCUUGUUAAGAAAACAUGUAUGUCUAUUAUUCGAAAUUGUGGUAACCAGUUACAUAAUAUAAUAAGAAACUUGAACGAUACUAUUUGUAAUGAAUCCUUAUUUGUUGAAAAGAUGCAGAUGUCAAACAUUGAAACUGUAACUACUGACUUGAUAAAUAUUAUACAUUACAACAUAGAUAUUCUCAAAAGUGAAGAAAAUAAAAAAUCAGAGAAAGGUUCUAAUGUUCAGGAGGCAACUUUAGAAUCAAAACAUUUACAUGCUACACAGAAAGCUAUACAUGAGCUCAGGGGGUCUCUAAGGUCUCUAUUAUUUAUAAUAGAUGAGGUAGAUAAUUGUAACGAAACAAAUUAUGUUAAUAUCAAAAAAAGUGAAAUUAUACUAAAUGACAUGUCAACUCCAAUCCAAGACUUACAAACAGCUCUAGAACAGAUAGAAAUUCUUUCAGUAACCGAGUCAAACUCUGAUUUACAAAAAUAUAAUACAGAAAUUAUAGAGAAAGCUAUGGAAUCUGUUUUAAAAUUAAGAACAUCAUUUGAACAACUAUCAGGAGAGGAAAGCACUAUUGAAAACAAGGAUGGAUUAAAUGAAGUUUUGAAUGAAAUAAAAAUAAAUAUAAGGGAAAUAUCGAUACAAUUAGAAGAACUUGAAACAAAAACUGGUAAAUUUGACAUUUUAAGUAGUGAUAAUAAAUUAGAAACACUUCAAAAAAUUGCUCAAAUUUUGAUUAAUUUGGAGAAUAAUUUACCAAUACUUGAAAGUGCUUCUAGUGUAAAAGGCCACAUGACGGAGUUUCAUAAAAAUUUAACGAAAGUUCUGGAAAACGUAAUUGAAAGCAAUGAUGCAAACAAAUAUUUCACUUUAUUGGAAAUUUGCGAUGCUGUCAACAGGAUGAAUACUUCAAUCAAAAGUAUAGAAACAAACAAUGUGCUGUCUAUGGCUAGUAUUGGCAAUACACUUAAAAUAAUUUACACGAACGUUUCCAAUAAUGUGUUUGAACAAGAGUUAAACUUUUCGAUGCUCGAAAAUAUCAGCAACCUGCUAGUGUGUAUUCAAGAAACUACUAAUAAAGCAGAAGAAUUAAGAAUUAAUGAAAAUUUAGAAGAAGUAAAAGAUUUAUCAUUAGAAAAAUAUGAAGAAAGCAAAGUCAACGUUGUGCUUGAAAAUAUAGAACAAACUAUUAUUGCUAUCAGUAAUGUGAUAUCUCAUGAAUCAUUAACUUCAAAAGACUUUUCUUUGAAAAAGGCAAUGGAAAAUAUUUGUCCUAUUUUAGUAGACCUUAAAUACUGUAUUGCUUCUUCAAACGUGAAAGCUACUGAGAAAUAUGAAAAAAUAUCUGAAUUAGAAAGUUUAUCUUUGUCACAGUCUAUUGCUAAUCCGCUCAUCGACUUACAUCAAAAUAUAAGUGUUCUUAAUCAAGUUAUAUGUGAAAACGCUGACAGUCGAGAAUUUAGUGUAUUAUUGGAAGACUAUGCUAAGCCACUUUUAGAUUUACGUGAUACUUUAGAAAUUUUACAACAUGAUGUUAUUUCACAAUAUCUUGAUAAUGAACCAAAUCCUGAAUUAAAUACUAGUAUAGCAAAUGUUGUAGAAAGUCUUAAAAGUUGUAUAGUCAUGAUUCAAGAGCAACAUGUUAUAGAAGCUGCUGAUGAUAUGUCAACAUUAGAAGACAUAUCUGGUAUAAAAACUACUGCAGAUGUAUUACCCAGCGAUGAGUUUACAAUGGUAACUGUAAAUGAAAUGGAAAAUGUGCAAUUUGCUGAAGAAACUAUACCAUCAGCUUCUGGUCAAGCCUUACAAAUAUUGAAGGAAACUAUAAAUACAUUGCAAGACUCAGAACUAUUAAAUAUUAUAGAUUCCAUUGAGAUUCCUGAAUAUUCUUCAAUAAAGUCAAUCAAUAUUGGAUUAGAAGAAGUAAGCGCUCAAAUUGAAAGUAUUUUACAUCCCAUUACUAUUGAGUCUUGUGAAGAACUGUCACGAUUUUCACAGUUGGUAGAAAUAAUUCAACCACUGCAAGAAAUAAGACAGCAUUUAUCAGUUAUUGACAUAGAUAACAUUCCAGUGUAUGAAAAUAAAGCAGAUUCAACUCCUGAAAAAAUGAGCCUUAUAAAGGAAAACAUACAAAACUUUAAAAGUAAUCUAAACGACUGCUUGGAUGUUUUACAGCCCGCUAUUGAAAUUACUGAUACUACUAUAGAAAUAUCUACUAAAAUAAGUAAUAUACGACACAUAUGUGAUGAAGUAAAUAGUACUCUUGACAAAUUAGAAGAAAGUAUCACAUCAAAUAAAGGAAUUAGUACAGUGAAUAACCGAUUAAAGGAAACGGUUAAUCUUUUUGUAAAAACGAUUAAUUCUCCCGAUAAUACGGAACAAGUAAAACAUGCAAUAGAAAAUCUUUAUGAAGCUGUAAUUUUAAUAAAAGAAGACUUGACGCAAUUUGUAUAUGAUAAUCCCGAAUCAUUAUCAAUAGAGAAUACGUUUAUACAACUUAUUAAUGAUAUGGAAAAAUGUAUUAUUUCCUUAGAACAAUAUAAUUUUGUAAAUUUAACUCAAUUAUAUAGUUUGAAAAAGAAGGUGAUUGAAAUUAAAGAGAUAGAUAAACGAUAUAAUGUAAAUCAAAAUUUAGCUGAAUUGAUAGCACCUCUAGACUUGAUAUACAAAAAAAUGUUAUUAGAUUCAAAAGAAGAAAAGGAGGCCCAAGAAAUAGUAGUGAUAGAUUCAACACCAUUCGAAAUGCAAUUAAGUUAUAUCAAUGAAAAUAUUAAAAAGGUUGAACAGUGUCUUAAUCUUGAAAAUAUAUCUAUUAACAGGGAUGAUAUAAGCGUGGUUAUAAAACUUAAUGAAACAGUUAAUUGUAUUUUAAAUUAUAUGAAAAAUACGCAAAUGUCUGAAUGCUUUAAACCAACAAUGCAAUCCAUUAAAACUUUGGGAAAGAUACUCCAUCGUAUUUUAUCUCCAGAAAAAGUUGAAGACAAACAUAGAUCACUUAAAGAAAAGGCAGAAACCCUGUUACAACACAUGGACCAUUAUAUUGAAAUUAUAGAAAUUGUCGAAGAAGUAUCUGCUGUGAUAAAGAUAGAAGAUUUGAAAGAAUCAGCAAAUAUUGUGAGAGAAUUACAACAAAGUAUAGUAACUUCAAUUCCAUCUUCUGAAGUUACAACUGAAAGUUCUUCAAAUAACAAAAUUAAGGAAGAACAAGCAGAAAUAGCUCAAAGAUUACAUAAAGCUUUGAUGAUGUUGCAAACACAGGCUUUGGAAAGUACACAAGAGCUCACAACAACUGCUAAUGAAGAUAUACGUCAGCAAAUUAUUGAAGUCAUAUCAGAUUUACAAAAUGACUUCAUUGCUUUAAAGGGUACAAAUUUAGCUAUAGAAGAAAGUUUAAAAACUGCUGGUCCUGAAAUAAGUCAAGAAAAAACAGAAGUAUCUUCCCAAGAUGGACACACCACACAAGCUACUCUUGAAUCUGAACAACGAAAUCUUUUGGAUGAAUCAGAAAAAACUGCAAAACCUGAAAUGAUUCAAGAAAAAACAGAAGUAUAUUCUCAAGAUGCACAGACCACUCAAGUUAUUCUUGAAUCUGAACAACGAAAUCUUUUGGAUGAAUCAGAAACAACUGCAAGUUUUGAAAUGAUUCAAGAAAAAACAGAAGAUUAUUCUCUAGAUACACAGGCUGCUCAAGUUAUAAUUGCAUCUGAACAACGAAAUGAUUUGGAUGAAUCAGAAACAACUGCAGGUCUUGAAAUUAUUCAAGAAAAAACAGAAGAAUAUUCUCUAGAUGUACAGUCUGCUCAAGUUAUUCUUGAAUCCGAACAACGAAAUGAUUUGGAUGAAUCAGAAACAACUGCAGGUCCUGAAAUAAGUCAAGAAAAAACAGAAGUAUCUUCUCAAGAUGGACACACCACACAAGCUACUCUUGAAUCUGAACAACGAAAUCUUUUGGAUGAAUCAGAAAAAACUGCAAAACCUGAAAUGAUUCAAGAAAAAACAGAAGUAUAUUCUCAAGAUGCACAGACCACUCAAGUUAUUCUUGAAUCUGAACAACGAAAUCUUUUGGAUGAAUCAGAAACAACUGCAAGUUCUGAAAUGAUUCAAGAAAAAACAGAAGAUUAUUCUCUAGAUGCACAGGCUGCUCAAGUUACAAUUGCAUCCGAACAACGAAAUGAUUUGGAUGAAUCAGAAACAACUGCAGGUCUUGAAAUUAUUCAAGAAAAAACAGAAGAAUAUUCUCUAGAUGUACAGUCUGCUCAAGUUAUUCUUGAAUCCGAACAACGAAAUGAUUUGGAUGAAUCAGAAACAACUGCAGGUCCUGAAAUAAGUCAAGAAAAAACAGAAGUAUCUUCUCAAGAUGGACACACUACACAAGUUAUUCUUGAAUCCGUACAACGAAAUCUUUUGGAUGAAUCAGAAAAAACUGCAAAACCUGAAAUGAUUCAAGAAAAAACAGAAGUAUAUUCUCAAGAUGCACAGACCACUCAAAUUAUUCUUGAAUCUGAACAACAAAAUCUUUUGGAUGAAUCCGAAACAACUGCAAGUCCUGAAAUGAUUCAAGAAAAAACAGAAGAGUAUUCUCUAGAUGCACAGGCUGUUCAAGUUAUUUAUGAAUCUGAACAACGAAAUGAUUUGGAUGAAUCAAAAACAACUGUAGGUCCUGAAAUAAGUCAAGAAAAAACAGAAGUAUCUUCUCAAGAUGAGCACACCACACAAGUUAUUCUUGAAUCUGAACAACGAAAUGUUUUGGAUGAAUCAGAAAAAACUGCAAAACCUGAAAUGAUUCAAGAAAAAACAGAAGUAUAUUCUCAAGAUGCACAGUCUACUCAAGCUAUUCUUGAAUCCGAACAACGAAAUCUUUUGGAUGAAUCAGAAAAUACCAAAGAUAUUGUGUCGAAGACUGAACAACCAAUCCAACAUUUAGAAUCCAAUGAUCAAUACAAACAUGAUAAAAAUGCGGAAAUAUUAACUCAGUCUAAUAUUCAGGUUAACGAAGAGGAAAAAAAAUUGUCAAACGAUGAAAAGUCUUUGAUUGAUGUCUCAGAACUUAAAAAGCCAUCUUCCAAAUUUGAAAAUCUAGCUACUAUAAAAGAUAUACUAAUAGAAAAUAUAAAAGAAUACAUUUCCGAUGAAACAAUGAUAGUUCUUUCUAAAUUAUCCCACCCAUUACAUUGUGAACAUCUUAAGAAAACCAUUGAAAUAGCCACCCAGCUAUGGAACAAAACUGUAAGCGAAAGUUCUUCUCCUGAACAAACUGAAUUAUCAAGUUUUACAACGGAACAAAUUGAACUAGUGUUAAGUUUAAAUGAAGCUAUAUUAAUUAUGUAUGAGACAACCAUUGAAGAGAGCCAAGAAUUAGAAAUUAAAGUUGGUAAAGAUGAAUUAAAUGUCUUUAAAGAUGUUGUUAAUAAUUUACGCUGUACACUUCAGGAAAUUAUAAGUAAUAUGAACACAUUAACAUAUUUUGCUGAAGUUAGUGAAUUACAACCAGAAAAAACAAAUAAAGAUUUAGUCGAAAAUAUCCAGCCUAUUCCUUCUGUAUCACAUACAACACCUCGUUCUAAUGAAAUUGAAAAAAUAAACGAAGCGAAAUAUAAUAUUAUGGAUACAUCAUCAAUAGAAGUUGUGGGUAGUUUAGAAAAUAAUAAUAACAUUUUGAAAAGCGGAGAUGUAUCUGACGUAAAAAUGUCAAUAAGUGCAACUGAUUUACAUACAGCAAAAAAAGAAGAUAUUAUUUGUAAAAUGACAACAGAUACAAAAAAUAGUAAAGAGUUUGACGAAGAUAUAAAACAGAAGCCAGUAAAUAAAGGAACACUUCUCGAAAAUUUAAGCAAUUAUAUUUCCGACGAUAUAGUGAAUGUAAUCGACAAACUAUCACCCGUCCUUAAUUUGGAAAAUGUUAAUCAAUCAAUACAGACAGCCCAUCACUUAUAUAAUAUUCUAUCUUUAGAUGAAUCAGAUACCUUUAAUUUUACGACCGAGCAAUUAAAAUUUGCUUUAUUGUUGGAUAAUGCUGUGUCAUCGCUAUACGAGUUCGCAAAUCAAGAAACUGAAGAAUAUAAUGUAUUAGUCGAAAAUUGUGAAUUAAAAAAAGCUAAUAAUGUUAUGAAGGAAUUGCAAAAUAAUCUUCACGUCUUAAUUGAGUCAACAUUGACCCAAUCCGAUUUAGAAGUUUUGGAUAUGGAUGAUUUUAAAGUUUCAAUAACUAAGGACCCUCUUAGCUAUAGAUUACUUAUUUGCGAUAACUUUUCGGAUGCCAAAUCAUCAAAGGAAUCAAUGGAAGAUAAUAAAGAAAGUAUUUUAUACACUAAAGAUAUUGAAAUUGCUGUUCCUCCACCAAUAGAAACGACUGACGAAUUAAUUAUUCAAGGUAUUCAAGCUGAAGUAAAUAUUGAAACAUCUGAAGAUACGACUUUAAUAAGUGAAAAAAAUUUAGAAGUUACAUUACCAAACUUAAAGGAAGACUUACAACUAAACAAAGAUGACAUUGAUUCAAUAAUAAAACUGGAUAAACUUUUGAAAGAAGUAAGCGAUAUGAUAGAUUUAUCAUGUGAUGAUAAUAUAGAGCCAAUUCAUAAUACUCUCGAUGAAGUACAAACAAUUAUAAUGGAGUUGAAAAGUGAUUUUGGUGGAACUGUUGGUGACGUCAAUGAGACUCUGGAAGAUUUAGAGUGUAAUGUAAGAAGUGUUCAACUUCAGAUUAAUGAACAUAGUCCACCUGUGCUUUUAAAGGAAGCUUGUGCAAAUUUGCAAGUGCUUGUUGCACAUUUAGGUGAUUUAAAUGAUGUCGAAAAAGUUUUAAGACCCCACACGUAUGAAAUUACAAAUGAUAUUCUCGAUGUAUGCUCAAACGAUAUAGGUCAAACAAUAGAUAUAAUAGAAACAGUUUCAUGUUCAGAAAAAGCAGAAAAAUUAGAACAUGUUAUUUCUAAUUUAAAUAAAAUUAAGGACACAAUAAAGUUGCUGAGGUCAAAUUUCUUAACUAAUGCAGAAACUUUAAUUAUGGGUGGAAUCGAGAUUAUUCAAAGCUUAGAUCAAAUCGAAGAAAGAAUUUUUUGCUUAGAAAAGGAUUUGGAAUCUGAAAAUAAUGUUGACGUUAUAACCAGAGAUAGUAUAUUGUCUGCCAUACAUUCUAUUUAUGGAAGCAUCUCAAACAUGAGAGGAACUGUUUCUAGUGUGCAAAAAAAAUAUAUGUAUGAAAAUUACGGAGAACCAUCAAGAUAUUUUUUGCUAUCAAUAAAAAAUGUUUUAGUCUUAUUUAAAAAUAACGAAGGAUCUAGUUGGAAGGAAUUUGCAAAAUCACUGCGUAAAGUUCUAAAUCAUUUUGAAGACGUAAAAUUUUACAUAAACUUUGAUAAAACAGCAAGGUUGCCUAGCGAUGCUGCUUUUACUAAAAUUAUUCUUGCCGAAUUGCAUUCUGUUCUAUCUGAAAUUGUUUUGCAAGAAGCAAAAAAAUUGGAUGAGGAGCCAACCAAACAUACUUGUGAUGUCAUAAAUUAUGUAAAUAAAAUAUUAAAGGACAUAGAACAAAAUACGACAUUAGAAGUAAAAGAGAAAAUACCUAUUUUUAAAGAAUUGUCUAAGCACAUGUUUGAAUUGACAGAAAAUUUUAAACUUUUUAUUGAAAAUGAAAUCAAAAGUAACCGUAACAAUGUAGUGGACUAUAAUACCGACGUAACAUCUUUAUUAGAAUCAACAACAGUACAAGAAGAAAAUAUACCUGAAAAAUUAAUAGAAAAAGUUGUAUUAGAAACUGACAAUACACAGAAUUCUUUAAAUAUUGAGUUCGCAGGUACAUCGACUAAUGUGUUAAGUAAAAAGGACGAUAAUGUGAUAGAAGAAAGAUUAGUGAAUACAGUAGGUACAGAAAAAGACGCAUCUUUAAAAGAAGAAAACAUUGAAAGUGAUAAGUUAAUUCAGGAAAUUAAGGAGGCUACUAAUAUAAAAGACCAAAUUGAAAAUAAGAAGUCAGAACUAGAGGAUAUAGAAAACAUAAUAUUGAAAUUAGAAUCAGGAGAAGAAACAAAAGAAGAGAUUAAAAGCAUAGAUAUUAUUUCGACACAACAACAUACUGAUAAUUACAAAAUUAAUAAAAAUGAGCAACUUACAAUAAUUGAAAAUACAAAUGAUGAGAAAAAAGAAGAGAUAGAUACCAAUAAAAAUGUUGUUAAGAUAGAAAAAGGAACAGUCUCCACGGAAUACGAUUACAAUCAAGAAAUUGACAAAAAUGAGCAAUUACAAAUGGAAAAAAAUGUUGAGGAUAUAGAUAAAAUAUCUAGAUCGACAGAAAUUGUUGAGGAUAUUAUUAAUCAGGACAAUAUUGCAGUGAUUGACAACAAUAGUAAAGAGAACGUGACAAUUAUGGAGUCUCAAAAGGAGAAUAUUGAAAAUAAAGGCAAAAUUGAAGGAAAUGAAUUGGAAGUCGUGCAAUACAAUUUACUAGAAAAAGACGAAAAACAUGCCAUAUCUAACGUAAUGGAAGAAGGCGAAAUAGCACAAUCGAUGGAGAUAAGGGACGAAAACAAUAAGCCUGAUGAUGCUUCUCUAUUUAUAAAAUAUUCUAUAGUGGAAAAUGAGGAACUUGUGGAAUCAAUAACAAAUAAGAUUGAAGAAGUAGUAAAUUCUAAUGUGAUAAAUGAGGAAAUUCAAGAAAAUAUGAACAUUACUACAGACAAACCGAUAUCUGAAAAUAUCAGUGAUAAAAGUAAUGAAGAGCUUGCUAUUGACAUUAAUUUAAAAGAAAAAGGAAUGCUCGUGGAUGAACAACUUUCGGAAAAUAAAAUAUCCAUAAUUGAACAAGACAAUGCAAUAAGUGUAACGUUAAAAGAAGAAGGAAUAAAAGAUGACAUAAAAUUAGAAAAAACAUCAGGAGAAGGAAAUAGUGAUAUAGAUCAAUUAAAACGAAAUUCUAUAAUUGAAAAUAAAUUGCUCGAGGAACAAAAAUCGAAAACUGACGAUUCAAUUGGAAAAGAUAUGAAAAAUGAUAGUAGUAUGGAUUUGCCAACAGUGACAAAGCCACAAUCUGUUUUGGAUCAUAAAAGGAGCUCUUCAGAAGAGGAAUUUCCAGAAAAAACACUUCAUGAAAUCUAUAAGGAUCACAAGGAAACUGUAAUUCAAGCGGAAAAAAUAUCCCCUGAAAAUGACGAAAAUAAGGAAAACAUCACAAUUCAUGAAAGUAUACUUAAAGAAUAUGACAAAAAUGAUGUUACACUGAAAGAAAUAAUCGAUAUAGUUGACAGUGAAAAUAAUAUUCAAACAAAUGUUCUAAACAAAGAAUAUGUAGUAGAAAAACUUCAAGAGGAAGAAUUAGAAUUACAACAACACGUAGAAGACAAACAAAGAUUGUCUAACACAGAUAACGUCAUAGACAACGAAAAUAUUAUCGAUAUCCCAGUCCCAAGAAAUAUUGAAGAGCAACCAAAUUUAAUAAAAGACGUCUUUAAAACUGACCGAAUAGAAAAAGAUGAUGAAAUUGAUAAAAUAGAAGAAAAAAAUUUAAAAACUAAAAGUUUUGAGGUUGAAAAUGGUGAAGAAAUAACUAAAUUGAUGGUUGCUCAAUUAAAUGAAGAAGAAUCCAUAAUUAAAACUGAAGAAAAUCAAGAAAAUAAAAACAAGGAGGGAAAAAUUGAAAAUGACUUUGAAACGGAAAAUAAAAAUUUAAGUCUAAUUGAAGAAAAAACGAAAGAUUGUCAAAAGCCAAAGGAGGAACAAAUUUCUAUUGAUAAAGAUUUAAAGAAUAAUACUGAAGAAAAAAAUAUGGAAAUAAAAGAAAAGAUUAAAAUAGAGACAAUAACUAGUCUCGAAGUAAUUGAUCAAGUAACCUCCCCGCUUAAUAUUUCUUUAGAAAUUAAAGAAAAUGUAGAUAUUAAAAUAGUAGAAAAUUCUUUAAAUGAAAUAAUAAUAAAAGAAAAUAUCGUUCAAAUUGCACCUACUAAAGAAGAUGAAAAAAUAAAAGAAACAGGACGUGAAGUGGACUCAAAUUUAAGUUGCUUAAACGAUGAAAUUUGUGAUGAAAACUUAGAAACCGCUAGUCAAGGUCAGAAACAUUUGGUAAAUAUUGAAAGUACAUCAGACAUCGAAAAUGUAAGCGAUGGCGUUACUACUAAAAGUAAAGCUAAUUGUGAAUUAUUAUCAGAAAUUUAUCCAGAGAGUAAAGAAAAUAUUUAUGCAAAAUCACAAGUUGAUAACCAAAGUGAUUUGAAUGAUAAAUAUCAGCAAGCAAUACAAAUUCAACAAACAACAGAUAAUGAACAGGGAACAACAAUAAAUGCAAGUAAAAUAGAUAUUCAUAAAAAACUAGACAAUGUAAGUCAAUUGCAGAAUACAGUUACAGAAGCACAAGAAGUUUUGGUAAAUGUAACAGAAAACCAAACAGAAAUUGAAUUUAUCUCGAAGCCAGAGACACCUAUGACUGAACAUAUAGAGACUGAAAUAAAUGUCUUAAAGGAUACUGAUAAGCAAAUCGAUCAACAUUUUAAGGAAAACUUAGAUCAAGAAAAAGAUGAUGUCAGUAAAAUACAAUCGCACAUUAAAAAUGAAAUACUAGAGAAAGACGAAAAAAGUAACAAAUCUGUCGAAGUUCAAAGCGUAAGCAAUAAAAUAGAAACUUCAGAAAAUGAAAAAGAAACCAAAUUGACCAAACAACAAUCGCCAAAACUCAACGAAGAAAACAUUGAUACAAAUAAAGAAAGUGUAAAAUAUAAAUCUAAAAAAGAACAAAGCCCUGAAAUUAAAUCAAACGAAAAAGAUAUCACAUCGAAAGAAAAGGAAACGUUUGAAUUUAUAUCAAAUCAAUUACAAGAAGAAACGAGUAUAGAACAAAGCGAAUUAGCAAAACAAAAACAUAUAGAAUCAAAAGAUCAAACUCAAGUAGAAACCGCAACGAAAGAAGAAGAAAGUAAAACUGCAAAGAGAAAAGAAUCUUCAAUUAAACAAUCUAAAGAAAAAAGAAGAUCGAAAAAGUCACGUGAAACUCUAAAACAAACAGCUGUAGAUAAUGACGUAAAACCCCAAGAGGCAGGAAGUAAAGAGUUGGAUAAGGGACAAGUAAAUAUAAUAGAAAAACCUGACGAAGGCCCUAAGCUACAAGAUAUUCCGCCUGAGGGUACUAAAAAUAAAAUCGACAAAAAUGAAGAACAACCAGAAAAGAAAAAACAGGAUUAUGAAGAAAAUAAAUCAAUACAAGAAGGAACCGAAGCUAAAGAUGUAAAAGUAGACAAAAUUAAACCUCAGAAAAUGAUUGUUCAAGAGAAGAAAGGUGAUAAAAUUCUCACUGGGGAAAACAACAAAAUAAAAGACAAUUCGCAAGUUCCGGAUACUUCAGAGCAAAAAGAUAAAGGAAUUAUCUCCAAGUUGGAUAACAAAUCUAUAUUCGAAGAAAAAGAAAAUAAAGAUAAAGAUAACUUUGAAAUCGAUGAUGAUUCCAGAAAACUAGAAAAUAAUAUUUUAUCAAAUAAUCAAAAGCAGAGUAGAGAGAAGAGCUUUACUGCAACCCUAGUUAAAGACGAUCGUCAAGAAGUCGAAAAUAGAAAAGUAUAUCCAGUAAUCAAGGAGCAUUCUUUAACGGAUUAUGAGUCAGAAUUCCCUAGACCACCAGGAUAUAUAGCAAAACCGUUCGGUAUAGAAGAAACAACAUCACAAAUAGAAAUAAAUACAAAAGGCCAAACUAUUUACAAAGCACAAACUCUAAUUGGUGAGUCACAAUUAAGAUCGCCAAUUCUUCCACACAUCGAACAAAAUUUAAAUCAUGAAAGGCAAUCUCAAAUUAAAGACAGAACAAAAGCUUUAAGCGAAUGCAGGAGUACCUUAUCAGAAAAACGUUCUAGUUCUGGUCGAGAUAAUAGACGAAAACCUGUUUUCUCAACAUUCUUAACAGACCGUACAGCAGUAGAAGGAUCACGAGUUAAACUUACUUGCAGUAUUUUAUCGCCAACUGAUCCUAAAAUUUCUUGGUAUAAAAAUGGUAAAGAACUAGAUAAUAAACAUAAAUUUAGAAGUAAAUUUGUGGAAGGUUUGAUUACUUUGGAAAUCCUCAAUGCGAUGCCAAGUGAUUCAGGGGAGUACAGUUGCAGUAUUGAAAAUGAAAACGGAUCUAUAACUUCAUCUGCUAAUCUAAAAGUAUAUCCCAGCUUUGAAGCAUCUCCAAUACCACCAACCUUUACUCGGUCUAUACGUGAUAAUUAUCAUUUAGCUGAAAAUGAAUUAAUACUAGAAUGCCGAAUCCGUGGUCAGCCUCUUCCAACUAUAACUUGGCUCAAAGAUGAUAAGCCUAUUCCUUUAAGCGAUCGUUAUCAGGCACAUUAUUUAGCCGAUGGUGUUUGUAGGUUAACAAUUAGUUCUCCUAGUGCUGAGGAUUCUGGAAAAUAUACUUGUAAAGCUGAAAAUUCUAUGUGGUCUGAUCAAAUUUCCCAUGAUGUUUAUUUUACAGGUAGGAAAAGUAGCUUAAGUCCAAAUCUUGCAACAGUUGAAAAAGUGCAAUUGAGUCGACAUGUGGUAGAAUCACGCCGUCCUCAUUUUACAAACGUUUUGUCGGAUCACAAAGUAGUUUCUGGGGGCACAAUAGGUUUACAAGUAGAGAUAAGAGGAUCACCUAUUAGAGUAGAAUGGUUAAGAGAAGGACAUUCCAUAACAGAAUUGUACAGAAAUGCACAGACAUACGUUGAUCACGGAAUAUACACUCUGGCUCUUUCUGACGUAACAGAGCAAGAAUCCGGUUUGUACACAUGUAGAGCAUAUAGCACGCAAGGAAAUGUUGAUAUGAACGCUUCUAUAACUGUUGUACAACCUAAUCAGUAUGAUGGUAAACCCGCAUCAAUUGUUAGUAGGCCAGAAAGAGAUGUACUCAUUUCUGUUGGUGAAGAUUUGAAUAUUUCAUUUAGAGUUCAUGGAGAACCUAAAGCUAAAGUUUUCUUUAUGAAGGGAAUACGUGAUAUAACAAAUAGUCAACGUGUUUGUAAGAUGACUUCAGAUGAUUAUGUUAAGUUUACCUUAAAGAGGACUGUUGUAUCUGAUGCUGGUACAUAUUGUAUCUUCGCGAGAAAUGCCUAUGGGUGUGAUCGAGCUUUCGUUACGGUUGUGAUUAGACAACGAGCUUCCUCUGACAGCCUUAUUUCCGAUUGGACUUAUCCUAUGGACGAUCUAGCUAUUUCAUCGGUUGAUCGAAACUAUAAAUCUGUUCCGGAUAGAAUUCCUAGUGAACCUAGUGCUGUUGAUGGUGGAAAUAAUUGGAUAUCCCUUGCUUGGCCCAAACCUGAUCAACAAUCAAGAGCUCCGAUUCUGGCUUAUAAAGUAGAAAGUUGGCUUCUUGGAAAAGAAGGCGGAGCUCGUUGGGUAGAAUUAGGAAUCACCCCACGAAACUCUUUCGAUGCUUUUAACUUAAAACAAGGUGAAGAGUACCAUUUUAGAGUCUCACCAAGAAAUCGUUAUGGUUGGGGUGAAUCAGUACAAACGUCUGUACCUAUUGGAAUUGGUUUAGCAGGAGAUAGACCAGAGUUUGUUGAUAUUCUACCUGGUCAACUGAAGGUACUUGUUGGCGAGACAGCAACUCUGUUUUGUAGCUUCAAAGGCAAACCAAUUCCUGAAAUAGUAUGGAUGAAAAAUGGCCAUGAAAUUGAGGAAGAAGUGGGCAGGGUAAGUAUAGAAAUAAAUGAUUACAAUUCUUCUUUACGAAUUGAGGAAGUUAAAUCAGAGGAUGAAGGAAGAUAUAGUUGUGAAGCAACAAAUAUUCAUGGCCGGUCGUCUACUUAUUCAAGAAUGGCAGUAAUUACAGAUCGACAAAUAUGGCAAGCUGAUGCUAAGCUUAAAAGAGAAAGAUCAGCGGGGGUUGACGGAGAAUACCCGCCACAAUUUACCAUGCGCUUGAGAGAUAGACGCGUACAAGCUACAUACCCAGUUCGUCUUACUUGUCAAGUUGUUGGGAAUCCAACCCCAACAGUAAAAUGGUUUAAAAAUGAGGAGGAAGUGUUCUUUGAUGGUCGUCACACUGCAUCUCAAGAUGAAUAUUUUUAUACAUUGGAGAUUGCUCCUACAACAUUAGAAGAUGGUGGGGUCUAUGAGGCCAUGGCACGGAAUGGCUGUGGUGCGGUCAGUUGUCGCUGUAGCCUUGUAGUUGACAAGGGCAUCAGAGCAUACAUCGCUCCGGAAUUUUGUUGUGGUCUUGAACCACUUUAUCAUUUAAGUGAAGGGGAUGAGCUACGAAUUUCAGCAAUUGUCGAGGCUUAUCCUUCAGUUGGUGUGACUUGGUACCGCGAUGGAGUUAGAUUACGGCCUAGUCGGCGUGCAAUUAUGACUUUAGAUCGAGAUGGCCAAAUUGAAUUAGCAGUUGCUUCUGUAACUGGUCGUGAUGCUGGCGUCUACACAUGUACUGCCUCCAACGAAGUAGGAACGGCUUCUACUUCUGGUAAGGUAGAGAUUGUAUCUGGAGAACACGUGAUAGAAAAAACUACAAUGCCACCAAUACUAGUUACUUCAGAUGCGCCCUACUCAAAAGAGCCUAUGUUUAUAAGGAAGCCCAGAUCUAGUGAAGCUCGAGAAGGUGAUACAGUAAUUAUUGAAUGUGAAGUCAUUGGUGACCCUAAGCCUGAUGUUUAUUGGUUAAGAGAUUUCUUAAAGCCUGACUACUACCGAGAUUCGAGUCAUUUUAAGCGCGUGGGCGCUGGACCCGCUUAUCGCUUUGAAAUUCCUCAUGCGAAACUUGACUAUACCGGCGCAUACUCAAUAGUCGCUAAAAAUAUACACGGUGAAACGAAGGCUAUCAUAUCACUACAGAUAUUAGCUAAAGAUCUUACAUGUGGUGACGAUGUUCAUAAUAUUAGAUACGGACGUGUAGAUGUUAUCCCACGUUUCGACAAGGAACUUACAGAUUUGCUGUGCUACGACGGUGAUGCAAUUGAGUUCGAAUGUAGUGUAAGCGGAAAUCCCGAUCCAGAUAUUAGAUGGUUACACUACAACGAGAUUGUCCCAGACUGUGUGGACUUCGAAUCUUCAUAUGAAGUAGGCAUAGCAAGAUUGAAAAUUAAACAGGUGACUGCUGAAGACGAAGGCACGUACACCUGCGAAGCUUCCAACAGUUUAGGCAAAGCCUCUUCAAGCGCCUGUCUCGUCGUUUAUCCUCCCGGUGAACCCAACACACUGAGCCAGCGUCUGCGGCGGCCGCCCGCACUUCUCUCCGCCGCUUCAACGCCGCGCUCUACUCCGCGCACAACUCCCGCUCGCUCGCUCUCUCGAACGCCUGGUCCAGACCCAAGACGGUUUUGUAGUCCCUCUCGUGAAAUAGCUCCAAAAUUCUACACCUACCCCUAUAACAGAGUCGCUGAAGAAGGUGAUACAAUAGUAUUUCAAUGUGCCGUAAAAGGUCUUCCACCGCCGUGGGCCACGUGGGACAAAGAUGGUAUCAUUAUAACACCAUCUGCAAGAAUUAGUAUUAAGGAAAAAGAUGAAAUGCUUAGAAUUUUAGAAAUUGAACAAGUUACAAUAGAAGAUGUAGGUCUGUACAGAAUAUCAUUGGAAAAUGAAUAUGGAAGAGCAGAAGCUUCAGCGCGACUUGAAGUUAUUACACAAAAAGGAAAAUUUUAUGGUAGUACAAGAUCUUACAGCGUUUCUCCAAGAAAAACCUUACCGUAUAGAAGACGUACGCCUUCUUUUUCCAAACAAGACUGAUACAACAAUAAAUACAAAUCAAAACCUGAUUAAUUUCAAACUAUAAUCGAGAGAGCAGAGACGUUGACAAUACUUUUUUAAAUGGCAAUAAUAAGUAUGGAAGGCGACUACGAGCUUGAGAACAAUGUUUCAUUUUGUUUUCUUUGAUUAACUUAUUUUGCAUUUUAUUUGUAGGAUGGUUUAGAUGAUAUUUUAUUGUUUGAUAAAUAUGUAAUUGUGUCAAAGUUGUUACAAUAUUAUUUACGAGUCUCGCAGAACAAAUACUACACUAAAUUUUGUUAAAAUGUAUCUAGAUUUCAUUUGCGUACAGCUUGCGAUUUGAUGUUAAAAAUAUUAAGCUUCUUAAAAAUACAAUUUGUUCUGCGAUUUAAAUUGUCCACGUACCGGUAGAGGAAACAGACGUAGGAUAAAUGUUGGACCAAUAUCUCACGUUCUUUAAUUCGAACGUGAUCUGUAUUGGUUAAAUGGAAGAUAAUCUGUUUUCGUGAAUGGCUUUUAUUGUUUUUUUUUUGUGAUAGGUUUAGAUAAACUGGUACGUGAGCGAUGCGUGAUUAUAUAUUUACUCUCUAAUGUAGUGUUUGAAGUAUAGAAGAAUCGUUUUAAUAAAAUUUGUAUAUUUAUACUUACGCUGUUUGUUAAAUGUUUUAGAUAGUUGAAAAUCAAUAGAGCACCCGGGGAUUUAUAAAAUAAAUUGUAUUAUGAUUA